Messenger RNA from Cloeon dipterum, 2993 nucleotides. RefSeq names its product polyhomeotic-proximal chromatin protein-like. The transcript is spliced from 13 exons. The record is from RefSeq and is a predicted model, not a curated record. Gene Ontology annotation, cellular component: PRC1 complex; nucleus. Gene Ontology annotation, molecular function: histone binding; chromatin binding; zinc ion binding. Lineage: Eukaryota; Metazoa; Arthropoda; Insecta; Ephemeroptera; Baetidae. Bases 264 to 2588 code for a protein of 774 amino acids. Gene Ontology annotation, biological process: negative regulation of DNA-templated transcription.
GCGGUAUUCAGUGCAGCAAGUGCGGCGGCCGCUCCAGCAUCCCCCUUGGCACAUCCGCCCCCCUCGUGCGGGGGUGAGAGGAACGCACCGACCGACUCUAAUGGCACAUCACUUGGCGGCGUCUCUGCCGCACUGACGAGCCUCACCGUCGCAUUUCCAAAGGUAUGGAUACCUGAGGGCACGGGACGAGAGAGUGAUUGAGAUUGACGGCGACCGCUUUGUUGUCCGAGUGAGACAGAGUUGCGAAAAAACAAUCAGAAGAAAUGAAUUGCGGUGAGAUGCAAAAAUCUGAGGGUCAGCAGCAGGCAGAGAUGAUGGCUAUGCAGCAGCAGCAGCAGCAGCAACAACAACAGCAGCAGCAGCAGCAGCAACAGCAACAACAACAGCAGCAACAACAGUCUGUUGUCACGACCUCCGGGUGUGUCGUGAAUCAGCCGCAGAUGCAGACAUUCCAAACCCUCCAGCUCCAGCAGCAGCCGCCACCCUCGACCACCCCCAUGCCGAGCGCGUCCCCAAUGACCAUGCAAAUGAUGCCGCCGCAGCAACCGCAAAUGCAGCAGUUCACCACGGCGGAGUGGCAAGGACAAAGAAUCCAACUGGUUCCGCAGCAGCAAGGGCCGAUGUACGUGCAGCAAGUUUAUAACACCCCGAACGGCCAGCAGUUCUUGAUCCCGGCAAACAAUGUUAUACACCACCCGGGACAACCAUUGCAGGUGAUAACGACCGGGAAGCCAACCUUCCAGCCAGGGCCGAUGACCCCGCAACUGAUCACCCCUCAGGGGAAAACGAUGGUGCAAGCAACCACCCCGACAGGCACCACGCAGUGCUACAUUCCAGCCCAGCAAGCGUCUGGCAACCCCAAUCAGACCCUGCUUAUCAGCCACGUAGCUGCAAGCCAACAAGGCACGACGACCAUCAUGCCGCCACCCUCUCCGACGGCCAAGCAGCAAGAUCAGCAGAAGGCAAAAGUCAUCCAGCAGACUCAAAACAAGCCGAUGCAACAGCAGCAGCAACAAAACAUGAUCGUCCAGCAGCAGCCUCAGCAGAUUAUCACGCAGGCUAUUCCAAAUCAGCAGAUUAUCGGCAGUCCCAUGCAAUGGCAGUCUUUUCCAAACCAAGGAGCCGUGUGGGCUCAGCCGACAGGGAACAUGCCCAUGAGUGCAGCGAGCAUUAACACGACCUCAAGCCCGAUUUUCAUCCGGAGUACCCAGCCCGACGGCACACACGUUUACAUCCAAAGCAACGCCAUGCAACAGCAAAUGCAGCAGCCACAAAUGGCAGCUCCGACGCAAAUGGCCCAGCAACCCCAGCAGAUGAAACCGGUCGUGGCUAAGCCUCCAGAGACCUCAAGCACCCCGCCAAACAUCCAGCCGAAGGUGGUGCCGCAGAAGACACUGACUAUCAGACCGUCAGCCGCGCCUAUUCAACCAGCGAGUUCGACAGCUACCCAAACUUCUGUGGCGAUAACAACAACAACCAAACCUGUGUCCAAGGUGAAGGUCAGGCCUGGACGUCCUGUCGGCACCAAGACUACUGACAACCAAAUCAAGCCGCAAAUAAUGCAGCAGACCCAAACUACCCAACAGCACAUCACUACUAGCGGCCAGCAAGUUGUUGUAAACAAUUUUUCCAGAGUGCUGCUGCCGUCAAACAACCAACCAGUGCAGGUCGUGAAUUCGGAAUCGCCGAAAGCGGCGCCUAGUCAGCCUGCACAGAUGAUGACCAAGCUUCUGCCAGUGUCGCAGCCGCUGCAGUUCCUGCCGCAGUCGCUCACCAUGCAGCAGCCGCAGAAGGAGGGCAACAAGACUGCGCUGCAGCCGGUGAUGGCGCCUGUGGUGCCCAUGCAGCCCAUGGUGGCGGCCCCGGUGCUGCAGCCCGAGCAGCCGCAACAAGCAAAGGAGUCAGCUGCCGAAGUGGCGGUCACUGAUGACUCGAGCAAGGACAUGGAAGAGGCCGCCACCCCGGAGACUAUCGACGAGGACGAUGAGGACCUGGCCAUCGACGAGAAGAGCAGGGAGAAACUCAAGGCCCUCGUCAAGCCCCAGGUGCUGACACAUGUCAUCGAGGGCUUUGUCAUUCAAGAAGCCGGUGAACCGUUCCCAACGACUACAACCCCAGAGGAGAUGGCAACCUGCGAGUUUUGCAAGAAGACAGACGUGCGAACGAGGUUCAAGAAGUCGAAACGAUUCUGCAGCUCGUCCUGCGCCAAGAGUUACAAGAGACAGAAAGAGGAGAAAGUCGGCGGAAAGAAGGCGCGAUCUGCACAUUCUGAGUCGUCAGGCGAGGAACUCGUCAUCGAUGAAACAACCACAUCCUCAGCAAACCCCGAGAGCUCGCCUUCCCCUGCUACCACUCCGAGUGUCAAUCCACAAGAAUGGACGGUGAAGGAAGUGUGCGACUUCAUCCAGGUGCUGCCCGGAUGCGCAGAGUACGUGGAGGACUUCUCAAUGCAAGAGAUCGAUGGCCAGGCUCUGCUGCUCCUGAGGGCCGACCACCUGAUGAGCGCCAUGGGCAUGAAACUAGGCCCGGCACUCAAGAUUUGCGCCAAAAUACAGCAGCUAAAGAAUGGCAUCGUAGACACCAGUUAAGGUGGAGUGUGGAAACGCGCGUAGAGUGGUUUAAUUCUGGUCAUGGACAAUAAUUAUUUAUUUGUGCACAAAUUUUUUCAGUGUUAUUUCUUUGAAUGUUGCAUUACUUUAUAAAAUGUUGUUUGAUUGAAAAGUUUUGUUUGUGUAACGUCAGCUGUUACCAAGUGUUGAUUUUUUAUUAAGUCAAACAGCAGCAUUUUCACUGCCAAAACAGCCAUAAUCCAUGUACAAAUUUUGCAUUUCGAGAUUAUACGUACUUUGUGGAAACGGUAGCAUUUAAGCGUGACAAAUUUUUACAAGUCGUCGGUGUUAUAAUCAACUUUUGUAAUGUGAUCAUUGUUCAUAAUAACUAGCAAUUUUUUGUACUUUCUUAACUACAAAAAUAAAUGUAGCAUGUACGUCUAA